Molecule: messenger RNA, 3317 nt
Organism: Struthio camelus australis
Lineage: Eukaryota; Metazoa; Chordata; Aves; Struthioniformes; Struthionidae
Source: RefSeq, a predicted model, not a curated record
UAUUACCUUUCUGAAAAGAUGGGAAAUGCAGAAAGCAACACCUAUCAGAAUCACCUUUCCAGAUUUCUUCCUGAGGAGCAGAGUGACAUUGAUCGAAUGUUUGAUACCUUAUCAGGAUCGAGUGGCGCAGCAGGAGCGAAAAAUGGAAAAGCUAUGAAAAAAACUGUGACUCUGGCAGCACUACAGGCCUAUAUGCGGGAACCGUUACCAGAACAAAUGACUGUUCGGUUGUACAACGGGAUGAAAAGUGUUGACCUGACUGGGAAGUCAUCUGGACCAAGUGAACAGAUUGCUAAGGAGCAGUUUGUAAUUUUUAUGUCAAACCUCUUGAAAGGGAAUGCAGAUGAGAAGAUUACCAUAAUAAUGAGAAUGAUCUCCAAGACAGAAGGGCCUGUGAAGGGCAAACAAAUCCAAGAGUUCACAGAGGAUCUGAUCAUGUCUCUAGUCCAUGUACUGAGCUUCAGGAAGGAACUGCAAGGUUGGAAUUUGGAGAAUACUAGAGAUGCUGCAAGUGGAGUGAAGGCUCUGGCUUCUCAGCUGUUAUCAGAAUUGAAGCUCGCAGAUGGGAAGAACCCUGUGGGUCCUCAGCUGAUGGAGACCACUUUUGAUCAAAGUGUCAUUGAGGACUGGGUGUACCGAGUUCCACAGAUCUCAACUUUCCUCAAUGUUGUUAUCAGGCAAGGCUUCCGUGUCUUGUAUUCUCUCCCGGACCAAGCCAAAGACGUAGUCAACUUGGUUCCAGCCUGCAAAGGCAUUAGAGGAAGAGGACUUGUCAGUCUCUUUGACAUCCCAUCCAUCAUAUACAUCAACUCCCAUCUGCCUGCAGAGCUACAGCACAAGUGGCAGCUUUUAUUUUCUUCUAGAGUUCAUGGAGAAAGCUUUUCACAGUUAUGUGGGCAUAUUGUGAACAAAGGUCCCUGCAUAGUAAUCUUAAAGGACUUGGAUGGUUAUAUCUUUGGUGGAUUUGCAUCUCACUCCUGGGAGGUGAAACCGCAGUUUCAAGGUGACAACAGAUGCUUUCUGUUUUCUGUUUUUCCCUCUCUUGCUGUGUACACAUGCACUGGAUACAAUGACCACUACAUGUAUUUGAAUCAUGGGCAACAAACAAUGCCAAAUGGACUUGGUAUGGGUGGACAACAUGAUUACUUUGGACUCUGGAUAGACAGCGACUAUGGGAAAGGACACAGUAAAGCAAAACCUCGAUGCACCACCUAUAACAGUCCCCAGCUGUCAGCUAAAGAGAAUUUUACACUGGAUGCUAUGGAAGUUUGGGCAGUGGGAGACCUCCCAGAAAAUGCAGUGAUAAAAGGUAAGAAGAGUAUCCUGGAUGUAGAUCCUGAGGCUCAGGCGUUAUUAGAAAUGACUGGAAAAAGUCGGCAGAGCGAUGGUUUACGAGAACCCCUUGGAGAUGAUGAUGAUGAUAACUAAAGGAAGCGCAGUAACUUGAAAAACUUUUUUUAAUCAUGAAUGUUAAUGUUCUGUGAACAGGAUAUUUUUCCUCAUAUUUUUCUCACAUUUGCUUAGGUAUCUGGGACUAAGCUUAAGUCUAGGACUUAGGUAAUAUUUAGGCCUGAGAAAAUAUCCUGCCUGAAGGGUUUUGUUUGAGGAGAACAGAAACAUUAAAUAGGUAGGUAGUCGUCAGACAUCUGUAAGUUCUAGCUGAAUAUGAAUUUGCUCACGUUCCUGAUAGAUCCUAUCUGCAUACACAAUUAAAAACAAGGAACAAAUUAUUGACAAAAUUACUUGUUGACCUAGCACAUUGGUAUAUAUUAAUAUAAAGACUGGUCAAGACAUUGAUCAAGCUUCUGUCUGAUACCUCAGCUGAAAGUGUUUAUGUGCAUGCGAUGGAAUUUGUCAGUGAAGCUUGCAAAUUGUUAUUAUGUCUUACUUUUGUACAUAUAGAACAGUCCAAAUGCUAUAAAGGAGGCUAUUAAUUUGCAUUGCUCUAGUUAAAGCUGUAAAUUUCAGAUUUUCUGGCUUCAAUAAGGUGAUACCAUAAGGGCUGUGAGAAGUACAGAAUGCUAAAUGUACAGCAUUGACUUACUUAUAUAAUAAUACACUACACUUCCAUGCAUUUCACUUAAUAUUUUUCUGCAGAAAGCAGCCUAUUGCCUUUUAAACUUAGUAGAACAGAGCUCUUGGAGUCAUUCAGUCAGUUUUAGCCUAAGAACUGGCCAAAUCUGUGAUCCUUGAAGAAACAUACUCCAGCAGAAAUUCCUAGGGAAGAUAACCUUAUUUAGUAGUCUCACCUGAGACUGGAGUAAAAGAUCAGGCUGCAAAAAAGGAAUAGGUAGGAAACACUUGUAGUUAGUUGGGAAUAAUAUCUGCAGAUAGCUUGAAAAAAAUCCAGGGUUGUGUCUUUAUUUAACUUGUUUAAAGAACAUUGCUGUAAACUUUAUUGCCACAGAAUUAAUGAUCACUGUGUUAUGAAAAAAAUGGCUGAAGUCUGAACAUUUACUAGUGGGUUGGGAUUUUUUUGUCCCUUUUCUGUUAUUGACUGUUUACCAGUCAAGGCCAAGUUUUGUAAAGUGUCUUAAACUCAGGACUUUUCCUACUUGAACCCAUUCCCAUCUAUCACUAAUUAUUGGUUUGACAUUUCUAAUUCUCUGUGAUUAACUUGUCAAAAAAACUCCUUGUUUCUGCCAGGGGUUGUCAUUUCUAACUCAGCAAAUUGUGUUUGGACUUGGAGGGGAAAAAAAAAAGAAAACCCCACAGUGUUUAUUCAUGUUACUAGUAUAUAGGACUGUCAGUCUUUCUGCUCCUAAGGAAAAGGAUUGUAUCAAAUCCUCUUUUGUACUAGAGUGAGUUUGUCAUAGAAAAGGUCUGAAUUUCCAUGAAGCUUAGUGCAAAAAAAAAGUACUGAAACAGUGUAUACAGUCAUUGUGAUUCCUGAUCAUGGGGCUCUCAUUCCGAAUGCUAUCCUACAGCGCUUUCUUAUAUGCAUGCCUUUUUUCCCCUCUGAUGCUUUUUUCAUAGGGAGCUGGAUUUGAACGUUUUAAAUAACCUGCAUUUGUGCCUUAAUUUAGACUCCACUCACUUAUUUUACAAUAUGAAUUUACCCUUGAAAGGAGAUCAUGAAGAAAACACUACAGCCACAGAUCCUAGAAACCAACCGUGCAUUUUAUAUAUUAUCCGAUCUAAUAAUUGGGGCAUUUUAGUAAUGUAUUCCAGUACAGAGUAUGCUGUGAAAGGCCCGAGCCAAUCUCCUUGUAUGUUGUGUCUAUUUAGAUAAACCAGAUAGAUAGUUUGCAAAGUUUGUAACAUGUAGGAAAAUGUAAGCAUUAAAACAAUUACUUACACUGAACCUCGUAUGUAAU